Messenger RNA from Morus notabilis, 1271 nucleotides. RefSeq lists its product as uncharacterized. The transcript has 4 exons. NCBI's taxonomy places the organism in Eukaryota, Viridiplantae, Streptophyta, Magnoliopsida, Rosales, Moraceae. Bases 158 to 1015 code for a protein of 285 amino acids. The record is from RefSeq and is a predicted model, not a curated record.
AUUGGAAUGAAAUGGCAUUGUCUUGGGCAUCGGAUUAGCCGUUGAUUCAACGCUUUCUUUUUGUUCGGUUUCGUUUCAUUUCCUUCAUAACCAUAGUAUGAUCCCAAUACCAAGUAGACAACUUUAUUAAUAGAGAAGGAAAAAAAAAACGAGAACAAUGGAUCGGAAUCAAAUUGGGUUUUCGUUGAUUCUGAUGUUUUUGAUGGUUGCCCGUGAUUGCGAUGCGUCUUUGCUCGCCAAGUUUCGGAAGCUUGCGGUAGUUCCUGGCCCAAAUAAGAACAAGCUUUCUCAGCAGAUUUCUCCUUCUCCUGCUCCGGGCCCAGCUGCUUCUGCGCCGGACCCACCUACUGAUGGCCUGAGCUUUGGGAGGUGCAAGAGCUCAUUAAAGACUUGCCAUUAUAAAUCUCAGAUUAAUAUCUCUGCCUGCUUAAUUUCCUCAUCAAAUGCCAACGAGGAGUUGUUUCUUCUUGUCCAAAAUGAUGGAGAGAGUUAUCUUGAAGUGAAUGUUACGACAAACAAUAACACAUCGCAGAAGAUAGAAAUGUCUAAACAUCAAAUCAAAAAGGUCAAUGUCUCAGAUGGAAGAAGUUCAUCAGUAGUACUAAAUGCUGGAAAUGGGGAGUGUAUAAUUCACUUGGAAUCACCUAAACCUGACAUCAGCUUCUUUAAGGGUUUCCCUUACUAUGCUGACUAUGCGACGCCGCAAAAUGGGGCCUACAUGUUGAUUUUGAGUGUUCUGAUCUUUGGAGGGAUGUGUGCUUGUUGUAUGGCAGGGAAAAAGGGACGGAAUGUUGAUGGAGUCCCAUAUCAAGAACUUGAGAUGGGGCGUCCCGAAUCACCCUCAGUUGACCAUGUGGAAACAGCAGAGCGUUGGGAUCAAGGCUGGGAUGAUGAUUGGGAUGAAAUGAAGGCAGUUAGGUCUCCAAAGUCUCGUCGAAACAGGAAUGCAUCGACGAAUGGCAUUGCUUCGAGGUCUUCUGAUAGAAAUGGAUGGGAAAGCGGUUGGGAUGAUUAAGAUGAAACCUCUCAUGUUGCCUCCCAAAUAAGAGGGGUUCUCUGGUAAACCAAAUAACAAGAAAAUUUAUAGGUAAAUUAGGAAAAAGUUUUCAGAAUGGAAAUGAAAGAGGAGUUUUCGUUAUUUCAUACGCGUGCUUGUCAAUUCAUGUUAGAAUCAUAGUAUCAGAAAACAAUUUUGGUCUGUAGAACUAGUAUACUUUUCCUUUCUUUUUCUUCCAUUUGAAAUUUACAGGCUAAUUUUUAGUUUGCGUUUU